Symbiodinium sp. CCMP2456 is the source of this 765-nucleotide messenger RNA. The record is from the annotation of a GenBank genome assembly. NCBI's taxonomy places the organism in Eukaryota, Dinophyceae, Suessiales, Symbiodiniaceae.
AUGGCGGCAAGGCUGCGGCUUUCCCCGCACUACGGUGCACUGUCCAGGCUAGCAGCCGGUGAGGGCGAUCCAUCAAAGCUGAGUCUAGACGUGGAUGCCAAGGAGUGCGAAGAGAUCGCUGCCAUUUGUCGGCACCUGGACCUGAAGAUCGAGGUGCUUCCCGCGCCUCCUGGCAGCGCUGCUUCGAAACGGGUCACCGCCAUUCGUGCAGCCGACCCAUUCGAGGAGGCAGAAGCAGAGGUGAAGGUGGAGCCACGCCCGGCAGCCGUCAGCGGAAAGGUUCGCCUGGAGGAGCGCUUCGGGCGGAAACCGCCAAAGCCAGCGGUAGAGGCCGAGACGCUUUUAGAGAAGAGCCAGCUGCCAAAGCUGACCGACUUCUAUCGGGCGGUGGUGGAUGCCUAUCCAGGCUUCCACGUGCCACUGGCGAAGCUUCUGACACAGAACCUUCGAGCUGCGGGGGUCUCCGGGCUCACUUCGUCCUCCAGCGACUCAGACUCUGAGGAGAAGAAGAAGAAAAAGAAGAAGAAGAAAAAGCUGAAGAAGGAGGCCAAGAAGGCCGAGAAGCGCAGAGCGAAGGAGAAGGCAGAGGAGGCAGAGGAGGACACGAACAGCGACGAGGGGCACGGCAAAGCCAAGAAAGCAAAAGGCCCUGUCAAGGUCGUCGAUGUCAAGACUUGCACGGCAGAGGAGGUGGAUGACGAACUUCAGAAAGAGCUGGAGUUCGAGAAGAGUAGGCCGGCUGGACUGCAGUAUGCCCCCUUUUAA